AUGUGCUUGUGGCGCACUCUUCCCACAAAUCCGCCCCUUAACCAUCCUCCUCCUCUCCUCUCUCCCUCUAACUCCCCUUCCGCUCGUUUUCCUCCACCUCUUUUCUCUCCCCAUCUGCUGCAGCUGGUGACUGAUUGUGUAUUGAAGUUGUUGCUCCUCCACACCUUUCCUCCUCCUCAGUACCCUCCCCUCAACUGCUCAACUGCAAACUCCUUCACAACUAUCCCUCCUCUUAUUUCUCCCCUCAGCAGCACAGCAGCAGACUACCCCGCCACUAUCCCUCCUCUAGUUUCUCCCCUUAGCGGCGCAGCAGCAGACUACUCCGCCACUAUCCCUCCUCCUCUAGUUUCUCCCCUUAGCGGCGCAGCAGCAGACUACUCCGCCACUAUCCCUCCUCCUCUAGUUUCUCCCCUCAGCGGCGUAGCAGCAGACUACUUCGCCACUAUCCCUCCUCCUCUUGUUUCUCCCUUCAGCGGCGCAGCAGCAGACUACUCCGCCACUAUCCCUCCUCCUCUAGUUUCUCCCCUCAGCGGCGCAGCAGCAGACUACUCCGCCACUAUCCCUCCUCCUCUAGUUUCUCCCCUCAACGGCGCAGCAGCAGACUACUCCGCCACUAUCCCUCCUCCUCUAGUUUCUCCCCUCAGCAGCGCAGCAGCAGACUCCUUCGCCCUUAUUCCUCUGCCUCUUAUAUCUCUCCCCUCAUCUGCUCUGCAGCUCGCAGUCAACUUCCCCAGUUGGCUUAACUGUCUAGAGCGCACGCUGUCUGGCACCCUCGUGAGUGGCUUUAACCUCUGGUUUUUCACUCAGCAGAGUGGUUCUGGCGCCAUUCCUAAACCUGCCUCUGCACCUACCUCUAUCUCCUCUGACCCCUAUGCUGAUGGCCUUCGUGCUGCUAUCGCUGAAACUGAGCGGAUUGCGGCCACGGCCCAAGCCACUGCUACGGCUGCUCCUGACAAUGCUGCAGCCCGUCACCUCACUCGUGUUCUUGCUGAGUCCCUCGAGAGCACCCGCAAGCGCCUCACUGAGCACCUCACUGCCCCCUCUCCUCGCUCUGCCUCUACUCCCUCUGCUUUUGCUCCAUCUCACUCUGACCUUCUCGCUGACUGGCAUGUUGCCAAUGCACGUGCCUGCCAGGUCAUCCUUGCCUGCCUACCUCCAACCCUUCUCCCUCAGUGCUCGCACAUCCGCUAUGCCAAGGACCUUCUCGGCUAUCUUAUCGAGCUCUUCCAGUCGCAGACUCCCAUCAGUGUCAUUGCCCUCUUACGCGAGCUUACCUCUCUUCGCCUUGCUGACUUCACCACCAUGGCGGACUACAUUGCUCGUGUGCAGACGCUGUCCUCCCAACUUGCCUCUCAAAAGUUUGAACUUUCCGAUCAUGUGUGCAGUGCCCUCCUCCUCACAGGCCUCACUCCUGAAUACAGUGUUCAUGUCACUCUGUAUGGUGAGCGCCCUACCGACCAGUGGUCGUUCUCUCGUGUCUCUGCCUUCCUCCUCCAGGCAGAGCUCAACCUCCGCAGCUGCCCUCCUACUGCCGCCGCUGUCACACCCUCUUCCGCCCCCCCCCCCCUCUCCCCACCUCCACUGUCGCCGCUGCUUCCUCUCGCCCUCGCAACACCUUCCCUCCUUGCACCUACAUCAUUCGCCAAGGGCCCCGCAAGGUAUCUUCGUCCCACAGUUGCUGCUCUUUCUCUCCCUCACACUCUUGAGUUUGUUCUUGACAGUGGUGCCAUUGACUCUGUUUUUCGUGAUGCUGGUGUGCUUCGCUCUUUUCCCCAACCCCUCUCCAUUCAAGGAGCUGGGGAUACCAUGACCAUGACUUGCACUGCUACCUCCUCUCUUCCUUGUCCUGCCUCCCCCUCUGGUGCUGUGACUGGCCUCUAUGUCCCUUCCUGCUGCCACAACCUUCUCUCUCUCUGCUCUUCAACGUCUUUGUGUGCGAGCUAUCUUUCCUGA
Molecule: messenger RNA, 1953 nt
Organism: Closterium sp. NIES-65
Lineage: Eukaryota; Viridiplantae; Streptophyta; Zygnematophyceae; Desmidiales; Closteriaceae
Source: the annotation of a GenBank genome assembly